This is a messenger RNA of Microplitis mediator, 1255 nucleotides long. RefSeq names its product transforming growth factor beta regulator 1. Gene Ontology annotation, biological process: regulation of cell cycle. Lineage: Eukaryota; Metazoa; Arthropoda; Insecta; Hymenoptera; Braconidae. The record is from RefSeq and is a predicted model, not a curated record. Bases 56 to 1102 code for a protein of 348 amino acids. Gene Ontology annotation, cellular component: nucleus. The transcript is spliced from 5 exons.
AACCUUUAAAAUUAUAUGAGAGAAAGAAUAAUUUAUAAAUAAAUAAAUUUAUUUAAUGGCUAGUUACAAAAAUUGUUAUGAAUACAAUAAAAGUAAUAAUGGCGAAAGUGAAAUUCAAGAAAAUUUAAUAUACAAAAAAAAGUAUAAAAAACUUAAGAGACUUGUUAAAAAUCUUGUUUUCGAAAAUGCCGCGCUGUGUGAUCAAGUUGCACAGACACAAGAAAAUUUGGUUAUCGUAAAAGAAGAGCGUUUGUAUUUAGUGAAAAAAUUAUCACAAUAUCAAGGUGAGCCUUCUGAUGGAUCGCCGAUGGGAAAUAAAAUGAUUAAUAAUAAUUUAAACUUGUCCUUGAUGUCAUGUGAUAGUGGUACAGCUAAAAAAAAUAAUAAAAAACGUAAUUUUAUUGACAGCACCAGUGGAGAGACAGGUGUAAAAAGUAAAACCAAGAGAACGACAUCCGGAAAAGCUGGGAGCAGACGCGUUGUCCAGUUGAUACCAUUGGACAUUAAUGGGAGACCAUUAUUUCCAAUUUCACUUGGAGAUUUAACUGUUUACUCACUGGGGGAAGUUGUUACUGACCGGAUUGGCUAUCAUACUGAUGAUUAUAUUUAUCCAGUUGGGUUUUGUAGCACUCGUUUGUAUGCAAGCUUGAAGGACAUACAGAGUCAGAGUCUUUAUACAUGUAAAAUACUUGAUGGUGGUCCUAAACCGAGAUUUGAAAUAGUAUCGGACACAGAUUUAGAUCAACCACUGGUCGGUUCAAGUCCCGACGAGUGUCACAGCCGGUUACUUCAAGCACUAUCACCAUUGUUAUCAAAUUUAUCACCAAAAGGAGCUAGUUUUUUUGGUAUCUCGCAUCCCACGAUACAAAACCUGAUACAAAGCUCACCUGGUACACGGAAAUUACCACUUUAUAAAACCCAAAAGUUUGAAGUGAAUAAAAAUUCAAUCGAAAAUGGAUCCAGCCCGAUACCAGAAGAAGAAUUGGAUCCAAGUAUUAAUUUCACGUCACUACAUCGUUCGUUUGUAUUAAAUAAUUAUAAUUCUAUAAAAGAAGAGCCAAUUGAUCAUCAUGACAUACGUGCACUCAAAGAUUUAUCUUGAACCGAGUUAUAAAAUUUUUUAUUUAUUUAAUUUGGAAAUAAUAAAUUAUUGACAGUAAUAUUAAGUUUUAAACUGUAGAAAAAAAAUUGAAAGGUAUAUUUAAUAAUUAUAUUUUUAAGCACGAUAUUAAUUUGAUUUUAUUAAAAAGUUAAA